This is a messenger RNA of Phyllotreta striolata, 1725 nucleotides long. The record is from the annotation of a GenBank genome assembly. NCBI's taxonomy places the organism in Eukaryota, Metazoa, Arthropoda, Insecta, Coleoptera, Chrysomelidae.
GGCGAGCCGAAAAGGGAAUUUGGUUAAUCCGGCAGUCGCUCGCGGGCCUCCGACGCCGAAACAAUCCCUCGUAGAGAGUGCAUGGAGGGAUGAAUAAGGGCGAAAGGGAUCGCGACGACCGGCUCCGCAGAUUCGCUUUUCCAUGACGUUAUGGGUAAUUCGAUGUCAAUCUGGAAAGGAUACCAUUAAACUAUUUCGUGAUGAACUUGGAGAAUUAUCAUCUGAUUAGAUGGGCUUUGACGCUCGUCUUUCUUCAUAGAGCAACUUUCACGCUGGUUCCCGUGUGUUUACCUGAAUGCAUUUGCCUGUCCCAAACACAAGUAAUAUGCAAUGCAGGAGGGCUGCAGGAAAUCCCGAAGAAAGAGCUCCCGCUGUCGGUCGAGCAUCUCUCGCUGACGCGAAACCAGUUUCUCGUCAUCAAAAGCGACUCGUUCGCGGGGCUCCGGUACUUAAGGAAACUUUCGUUGGACGGCAACAACAUUUCCAUUAUAAAGCCCUUCGCCUUCAGAGGAUUACCCCGUCUCAGAGAAUUAUCCAUCCAACAGACCUCGCUGGCAACGGUCUCGCAAUUCGCCUUCGCCGGUUUGCAAAACAUCACCGCCAUAUAUCUCAGCUACAACAAGAUAAAGAGGAUCGAAUCGUACGCGUUCGCGGGCACUUCCAAUUUGAAGCUGUUGGUUUUAACGAAUAAUCCGUUGCACAGGAUCGAACGGCACGCGUUCAGCGGAUUGAACAACGUGGAAAGAAUACAUUUGCCCUCAGGUAUAAGGAUGAUCGAGCCGGACGCUUUCGACGGUUUAGACACGGUGGGGUACAUUAAACUGGCCUUCAUGGACCUUCCGGGCCUCUCCACGGGGAUGUUCAAAGGCCUAACCAACAUCGGCGUGUUUUCAAUACAAGAAUCCGAUUUGGGGAUACUGGAAGGGUCCGCCUUCAACGGCAUGUCGCUGAUCAAAAACUUCAACAUUCUCAACAACAAAAUCGACGCCAUCGACUACUUCAACAUCAGCGAGGAGCAGAAAAUCGGCCACUUGAAGAUCCAGGGCAAUCACAUUCUGGAGAUACCCAAGACGGACGCGCUGCUCAUCGAAGUGGAGAAACUGACGGUGACUUCGAACCAUUUUCCCUGCAAUUGCCACAUUCACUCGCUGUUGGAGGGGCCGCUGACCAACGGCAGCGUCAACGAGUUUAUCGCCAAGAAUUUCUGCAUUUCCCCGUUGGAAGUCAACGGUUUGCCGAUGAGCACUCUGGACGUGGAGGGCAUCGGACGGUGCGAGGACGAUUUGUCGAAAGGGAGUCUCGACGAUUACAAAUAUUCCAUCAGCAGGUCCUGCGAAUUGGGCGUUUUUCGUAAUUUACUCGCCCUGCCGUUUACUGUGUUGUUACAUUCGUUGGUAAUUAGGUGAAAGACGUCGGUAGAUUAGUGGAAUCGGUACUGAAUUUUAAAUCCUGCACCGAAAUUCCGCAUCGAAAAUUUUAUUCAAAAUUGACAUUAAUGACAGUUCGAAUGACAGAAGUUUAAUAGAGGUGGGAGUCGAUUUUAUGGUAUAGAGGUGUAGUAACGAUUGUUACAAAAUAACCGUUAUUUUACAAAAUAUUGAUUGCUCAUUUAAGUGGGGAAUUCCGGUGCAGGGGUGUAGGUAAUUGUGCGAUUUUUGUAUAUUGUAAAUAAAUAUAAUAACGAGGUAUGUAUUGUACAAAGUAAUAAAGUUAUCUAAUGGUGUG